AUGAACAGAAGCGACGAAGCCAGCAAGGCGUUCAACUCUGCUGCCUCAUUUCGCGUUACCGACCCACCAAACCCCAAUUGGCAACCGAGACAAGGCCUCCCAGACCACAUCGAACCUGGAAAGUCGUGGAAAGCAGAAGAAGAGAAAGGCUGGAAGACUUGGAACCUCUCAGACAUCUCGCCGAGGGAGGUGUACCCUCUGUUGACUUCAUGCAUCGUGCCUCGCCCCAUCGCGCUCGUGUCUAGCAUCUCUUCCGAUGGGGUGCCUAACCUUGCCCCGUUCAGCUACUUUUCCAUGGUCGCGCACAAUCCGCCGUUAUUGAGCAUUUCCUUCUCUCAGUCUCCGCGGAAGUCCAAAGACACCAAGGAAAACAUACUUGCGACGAAACAGUUUACCGUAAGCAUUAUGAGCGAUCCAUUCAUAGAAGCAGCGAAUAUCACAUGUGUCGACGCCCCUGCUGAUGUGGAUGAGUGGGACAUCAGUGGCCUAACCAGAUCGACCAGCAUAGACGUGCGGCCCCCAUGGGUCAAAGAAAGUGCCAUCGGUCUUGAAUGCGAGUUGUUCUAUUCAUAUGAGAUUUGUCCGCCAAAUUCGGACGAGGUCACGAAUACGUUGGUCUUGGGUCUCAUUAAGCGGGCACAUGUUAGAGAGUCCGUUUUGACUGCAAGCGGUACCGUUGAUCCUGCUAAGCUUCGCGCCGUGUCACGCCUGGGUGGUGACAUGUACGCGAGGAUCGGGGAAGGUUUCGAACUUUCCAGGCCACCAUGGAAAACGAUACGAGAUCAAGUCAUGUCUCGCGCAUCUGAAUCAGAGUAG
Suillus clintonianus is the source of this 816-nucleotide messenger RNA. RefSeq lists its product as uncharacterized. The transcript is spliced from 6 exons. Bases 1 to 816 code for a protein of 271 amino acids. Gene Ontology annotation, molecular function: FMN binding. NCBI's taxonomy places the organism in Eukaryota, Fungi, Basidiomycota, Agaricomycetes, Boletales, Suillaceae. The record is from RefSeq and is a predicted model, not a curated record.